AUGGCUAUGCUUGGAUCGAACAUACCGAGUGAGGUUGGGUUAAAGUUGCUUCUCUGCCCCCUCGGUUCUAAUGUUGUCAUCCGAACAGCAUGCUGUACUGUGGGAAUUGGUUUACCUGUUUACUCGACAUUCAAAGCCAUUCAGUCAAGAGAACAAAACGAACAACAAAAAUGGCUUAUAUACUGGGCAGCUUAUGGAUCUUUUAGCAUUGUUGAGGCAGUGACAGAUAAAUUUCUUUACUGGUUUCCCUUCUACUACCACAUGAAGUUCGCAUUUCUUGUGUGGCUCCAGUUCCCUUCUGCGGAUGGGUCAAGGCAAUUGUAUGUACGUUAUUUGCGCCCAUUCCUUAGGAAGCAUCAAGCUAGGUUUGACCAACUUGUGGGAGUUCUGCAAACUGAAACGGCUAAAUUUGCUAAUGCCUACAAAGCAGAAUUGCAGUUAGCGAAGGCACUGCUCUCAAAGAUUUUCAUAUCAGCUCGGGAUAUUGUGCACCCUGGGCAACGGAUUAAUGGUGCUAUUGAAGGUCCAACUGCGGAAGAAGAGAGUUCGGAAUCGGACGACGAGGAAGAUUGA
Oldenlandia corymbosa var. corymbosa is the source of this 573-nucleotide messenger RNA. The record is from the annotation of a GenBank genome assembly. Lineage: Eukaryota; Viridiplantae; Streptophyta; Magnoliopsida; Gentianales; Rubiaceae.